Kwoniella shivajii is the source of this 453-nucleotide messenger RNA. RefSeq names its product ubiquitin-conjugating enzyme E2 N. The transcript has 6 exons. The record is from RefSeq and is a predicted model, not a curated record. Bases 1 to 453 code for a protein of 150 amino acids. Lineage: Eukaryota; Fungi; Basidiomycota; Tremellomycetes; Tremellales; Cryptococcaceae.
AUGUCAGGAGGUUUACCUAAACGUAUUCUCAAAGAAACAGAACGGCUUAUGGCUGAUUCACCACCUGGUAUAUCCGCUGCACCCAAAGACGAUAAUUUGAGGCAUUUCGACGUUACAGUUGCUGGACCAGAAUCAUCUCCAUACGAGGGCGGCGUGUUCAAACUCGAGUUGUUUUUACCAGAGGAAUAUCCUAUGAACCCACCAAAAGUUCGGUUCUUGACCAAAAUCUACCAUCCCAAUAUCGAUAAACUAGGUCGUAUUUGCCUUGAUAUCCUAAAAGACAAAUGGUCGCCUGCUCUCCAAAUUCGAACCGUUCUUCUAUCUAUCCAGGCCUUACUUGGAGCUCCUAAUCCUGACGAUCCUCUCGCUAACGACGUAGCCCAACAUUGGAAAGAAGAUCAAAAUGGAGCUAUCGAGCAAGCACGAGAAUGGACAAGGCAAUAUGCCAACUAA